AUGGACGAGGAAGAUAAACAAGUGAAGCAGAAGACUCUGCAGCAGGAGCAGCAGCAGAUGCAGCAGCAGCAGCAGCAGCAGCAGCAGCAUGGUCUCGCGCUGAGGAGACAGAAGAACUGCCGUUCUUUACUGGGGUGUAUGUACACCUCAUCAGGGUUUCGCUGUUCUUCUUUUUCUUCUUCUCGUUCUUCUCGCGCCCUUUAUUUUGGGGGACGGCCAGAAGACUUUAUGGACGAGGAAGAUAAACAACACGCAGCGCAGGCGGCCAGGGGUAGGGCUCGUGCGUUGCUAGGUGAAGGAGAAGACGCUGCAGCAGGAGCAGCAGCAGAUGCAGCAGCAGCAGCAGCAGCAGCAGCAGCAUGGUCCCGCGCUGAGGAGACAGAAGAACUGCCGUUCUUUAUCAACGCCACGGCUACCUUCACUAGCCAGCCCCAAUGGUGCAUGCAGUCGAUGCAGCAGCAGCAGUGGAUGCGGAGGAUAAUGAAACGCUUCAGCAGCAGCAGCAGCAGCAGCAGCAGCAGCAGCAGCAGCAACAGCAGCAAGGAGAGACAGCGGGGUGCUGCUGCAACCCGAGGCCCCCAGCUGCCCCCCCACGUUGAGGAGCUGCGGCAGCGGCUGCGAGCGCAGCAGCAGGAUAAUCCUGCUGCUGCUGCUGCUGCUGCUGCUGCUGCUGCUGCUCCUACCAGCAGCAGCAGCAGCAGCAGCAGCAGUGGUGGAGGGGGGAAGACGACAGGAGACACGAGAGAGUGUGUAGGAGAAGAAGAAGAAACUGCUGCUCUGCUUGCUGCUGAAGCAGCAGCAGCAGCAGCAGCAGAUGAGUGGGGAUGGGCUGCAGCACAAAGGCUGCUGCGGCUGCAGCCCCGGGGGCCCCUCCGCUGCGGUCUGGGUUUCUAUGAGCAGCAGCAGCAGCAGCAGCAGCAGCAGCAGCAGCAUUUUCCUCUUCCUUCUGUCUCUGCAUCUUUUAGUGGAUUGCAUGAGGAGACAGAAGAAGAGGCGAGAGAGUGUUGGGGUGUAUACGCAGCUUCUGCUGCUGCUGCUGCUGCUGCUGCUGCUGAUGCUGCUGCUGCUGCUGCUGAUGCUGAUGGAGAAGGAGGAGACAGCAGAGAGAAGGAGACAGAAGAAGAAACAGAAACAAACAAAAAUAAAAAUAAAAAUAAAAAUAAACCAGACAGCAGCUGCAUGCAAACAGCAGCAAAAGUAAUGAGGGGCAGAGGCUUCAGCAGCAGCAGCGGGGGUAUUCUUGCUGCAGCAGGAGCAGCAGCAGCAGCAGAACCAUCACCAGAACCAGCAGCAGCAGCAGCAGCAGCAGCAGCAGCAGCAGCAGCAGCAGCAGGAGAUGCAUGCAACCGGCAGCAGCCGCUAUGGGGGGGAGCAGCAGCAGCAACUCGUUUGUCUCUGCUGCAGCAGAUAGGAGGAAGAGAGCUGCAGUGGUGUAGAGAGGGUGCAGCAGAAGCAGCAGCAGCAGCAGCAAGACAACCCUCCUGGCUGCAGCAGCACCAGCAGCAGCUGCUGAGGCGCAACCAGCAGCAGCGCAUGCAGCAGCAGCUGCAGCAGAUGAAACACCGCCUACAUUCUCUCUCUCUUCCUUUUGACACUGCAGCAGCAGAAGAAGGAACGAGCAGCAGCAGCAGCAGCAGCAGCAGCAGCAGCACAACAGCAGCAGCAGCAACAACAACAGCAGCAGCAGCAGCAGGAACAGCAGAAGAAAUAGCAGCAGCAGCUGUACCAGCAGCAGCAGCAGCACCAGAACUGAGCUCACCCACACCACCAGCAGCACCAACAGCAACAGCAGCAGCAGCAGCACCAACAGCAGCAGCAGCAGCAGCACCACCUGCAGCAGCAGCAGCAGCUGCUGCUGCUGCUGAAACUGCUGCAGGAGGUGCCUGUACACCCGGAGCAGAAGCAGCGUCUCUAUUACCUCCGCAUACACCCCACGCAGCUGCCUAUACACCCCACGCAGCUGCCUAUACACCCGAAGCAGCUGCCUAUACACCUGAAGCAGCAACUGCUUCUGUUGCAGCAGCACUUCGUGCUGUUGCAGCAAUCAAUGCGGGGGCCCCCCCUGAGUCUCUUAUUAAAAAAGGAGACGAUCUGUCUCUGUCUCCUUCUGCUGCUGCUGCUGCUGCUUCUUCUUUUUCUUUUUCUUCUCUCAGCAGCAGCAACAAACAAACGCAAAAUAUAAUAGAAGGAGCUCAAUACUUCUUCGCUGCACCCAGGACCCUCCAAGGGGGCCCCCAGGGGCCCCCCCACGGUAUGCAGGGGCCCCCAGGGGCCCCCGAGGGUACGGAGGGGCCCCCAGGGGCCCCCGAGGGCACGGAGGAACCGCCUGGGGGCCCCCAGGGUACAGAGGGGCCCCCGGGGGGCCCCCAGGGUACAGAGGGCCCCCCAGGGGUUGGUAGGGCUGCGCGAGUAUGUAGGGGCCCCGCAGAAGCUGCAGUGUUUGCUGCUGCAUACGAGCGUAUAAAGGAGCAGCAGCUGCUGCUGCAGCAGCAGGAAGCAGCAUAUAGAGAACUGCAGCAGGAUACCCUGGCGCGUUUAGGUAUAAGGACGCAGCAUAACACACAAGAAGCAGAACCCAGCAGCAGCAGCAGCAGCAGCAGCAGCAGCAGCAGCAGCGGCAGCAGUAGUAGUAGCAGCAGGUCAACUGCAGCAGCAGCAGGACCAGCAGCAGCAGCAGCAGCAGAAGGUGUGAUAAAGAAGAUGCUGCCGCUGCUGCAGCGGGAGCGUCAGUCUGCUGUCUUUGUUCCUUCUCCUCUUCUCUGCAAGCUCUGGGGGGUACCGGACCCCUGGGCUAAUGUUGCUCAAGUGGAGCUGCUGCGUCUUAUGCGGGAGCAGCAGGCACCAGCAGCAGCAGCAGCAGCAACUGCUGCUGCUGCUGCUGCUGCUGCUGCUGGCGUUGGUGCUGCUGCUCCGGCUGCUGCAGUAGCGGGGCCUUCGGGUGUACGUGCAGCUCAGGCGGAGACCCCACAGGUGCAUGUGCUGCAGCUGCAGGGCAGCUCAGCAGCAGCAGCAGCAGCAGCAACAGCAGCAGCAGGAGCAGCAGCAGAAGCAGAAGCAGAAGCAGCAGCAGAUGAAGAGGAGUUGCUGCCAGGGUUAAUACAAAACACCAACGAAAAUUUGGGGCUGUUUAAUGCCAUAUUUGAUGCGGAGGAGAGCGAGGAGGAGACACCCACAUAA
Molecule: messenger RNA, 3177 nt
Organism: Eimeria mitis
Lineage: Eukaryota; Apicomplexa; Conoidasida; Eucoccidiorida; Eimeriidae
Exons: 9
Coding region: 1-3177 (1058 amino acids)
Biological process (GO): mRNA processing
Cellular component (GO): nucleus
Molecular function (GO): RNA binding
Source: RefSeq, a predicted model, not a curated record